AUGUCUAUCGAAGAACAGAAGCCAGUUGUUGUGGGAGAGUCCAGCGCUCCUGUAGCGCCCGUUCCUUUUGUGGACGUCCAGACUACGGAGCCUGUUGGUGCUGAUGCUGUGACUGAGCAGCCUGCUGUCGAGGAUGAGGUAGCUGCCCCAGUGGAGGAGGUGAAGGUAGCCGAGCCCAUAUACAGCGGCACCCUGGGCUACAAGGCGCCUGGUCUCAAGAACGCGUUCCGCUUCGCGAAGAAGCACUUCUGGUUCGGCGAAGAGCCAGUCCCAACAUCCAGCCUCACCCAGUACCUCCGUGGCGAGAAGCCUGAGAUUGGCCACUCCGUCGCGGCAUGGUCCAGCCAGACUGGAAAGGGUCUGCUCUUCUUCGUCAAGCACGCCGACAAGAAGGACGCGCCCGAUGGCGUUCUCAACUUGGCCUAUGCUACCGACCUUGUCAAGGAUGGCGCUCUUGCCUUUGCGUUGAAGGUCUCAGGACACAAGCACACUUUCGAGGCUUCGACUGCGGCUGAGCGUGACGGAUGGUUCAUCGCCGCCGAGAAGGUUAUUGCUGAGGCAAAGGAGGCCAAAGAGAGCAUCGAGUCCAGCGAGAGCUACAAGGAGCAAAAGGAGAAGCUUGGCAAGCCCACUACGCUAGCGGCCGCUACCACCCCAGCAAAAAGCAUCGAUGCUACGCCUAAGGCUGUCGAGGGCGAGGCCGUCGCUGAUGCGCCUGCCCCUGUCCGUGCUGGAUCCUCGUCCAGCAGCUCUUCCGAUGAGGAGAAGAAGCAGAAGAAGAAGGCCACCAAGAGCAGGAGCCGCUCCAACAAGCGCGCCAGCAUUUUCGGCGGCUUCCGGGGCAAGAAGGAGAAGACUGAGGAGAAGGCCGAGCUGAAGAAGGACGGUAGCGAGGCUACGGCGGUCCCUGAGCUCACAAAGGAAGAGCCCCUUGCCGUUCCUCACGUUGGUGACGUUCAUCCUUCUGAGCUCCCCCAGACUACCGCCGCUCCCGACGUCGCUCAAGAUCUCCCCACAGAGAACGAGGAAGCGAAGGUUGACACUUCUGCUCCUAUCGUGCCAUCCGAGGAGCUCUCCGCCACCCCUGGGCCCUUGGACACUUCCGCUGCCGAUAAGCCCAAGAUCCAGAAGCGUGGCUCUAUGUUCGGUACCCUUAUGGGUAAGCUGAAGAGCCCCACUACCGAGAAGAGGGAGAACGAUGUUUUCCCAGCUGUUCCUGCCAAGGACACUGAGGCCCUCCCGGAGAUCCAGCAACCUACCGAGGAGCCUUUGGCCGCUGUCCCCGUCACUGAGACCUCGGGUUCUCUCAAGGAGGCGAGCCUCGAAGCGCCCAAGACCGAGGAGACGAAGCCUGCCCAGGCUGUAACCCCAUCUAAAGAGAAGGAACACUUCUCGUUCGGCAAGCUGUUCGGCGGAAAGGACAAGGCCAAGUCGCCUGCACCUGAGACUGCCCACAAGGUCCAGGAGUCGGCGCCCCAAAUCGAGGACACCACCGUUCCUGCCACCUCCGAGCCUGUUCCGGCCGUCGUCGAGACACCCAAGGUUGAAUCUGCGGAACACAAGGAGGAGACUCCUGUCGCCAAGAAGCGAUCUUCCAUCUUUGGCUCCCUCAUCCGCAGCGCCAGCAAGGCCGGUGGUAAGAAGGAUACCAAGGAGAAGAAGGAGAACGUUGCCCCCGCGACAGUUGCGGAGACUGCUGAGCCUACCGAUGCUGCUCUUGUCAGCGACGUCAAGGACGACGUUGCCGCUCCCGCCACCAUCGGCGAUGUUGUCCCUGAGGCCGUAACCGUUGACCAGAGCUCGAAGACCAGCGCGCCUGUCGCCUCAACUGCGUAA
Messenger RNA from Dothidotthia symphoricarpi CBS 119687, 1836 nucleotides. RefSeq lists its product as uncharacterized. The transcript has 5 exons. NCBI's taxonomy places the organism in Eukaryota, Fungi, Ascomycota, Dothideomycetes, Pleosporales, Dothidotthiaceae. The coding region runs from base 1 to 1836 and encodes 611 amino acids. The record is from RefSeq and is a predicted model, not a curated record.